AUCAACACAGGAGAAAGGCUAACUGAAUUGUCUCUUCCUCGUCUUCUUCUCCUCUCCUUCUUCUUCUUCUUCAUCCUCCCAGAACUUUCUUGUCAUUCUUCUUCCCUAUUCCGAGCCGUGUUGUGGUUGUGUGCACCUCCUGCCGCUAUCAUGGAAAACGACGCCGGAGAAUUUGUUGACUUGUACUGCCCGAGGAAGUGCUCUGCGAGCAACAGGAUCAUCCACGCGAAAGAUCAUGCUUCCAUUCAGAUCGAAAUCGUUGAUGUCGACCCUGUGACUGGCCUUAUGUUGGACACCUGCAAGACUUACGCUCUCUGCGGUGAAAUCCGAAGGAUGGGUGAGUCUGAUGACUGCAUCACCAGGCUGGCUAAGAAGGACAAUGUCAUUGCAAAGAACUACUAGGCAUGCCAACUUUCAAAAUAUUCUAUAAAAAAUAAAAAAAAUAAAAAACUAA
Thrips palmi is the source of this 454-nucleotide messenger RNA. RefSeq names its product 40S ribosomal protein S21-like. Gene Ontology annotation, cellular component: ribosome; cytosolic small ribosomal subunit. Gene Ontology annotation, molecular function: structural constituent of ribosome. Lineage: Eukaryota; Metazoa; Arthropoda; Insecta; Thysanoptera; Thripidae. Bases 151 to 402 code for a protein of 83 amino acids. Gene Ontology annotation, biological process: translation; endonucleolytic cleavage to generate mature 3'-end of SSU-rRNA from (SSU-rRNA, 5.8S rRNA, LSU-rRNA); endonucleolytic cleavage in ITS1 to separate SSU-rRNA from 5.8S rRNA and LSU-rRNA from tricistronic rRNA transcript (SSU-rRNA, 5.8S rRNA, LSU-rRNA). The record is from RefSeq and is a predicted model, not a curated record. The transcript has 5 exons.